AUGGGCAAGCCGUCCAAGUCCCUGAGGACUAUUUCGACACUUUACAUUACACUGAUCAUUGCCAUCUGGAUUCUAGCAUUUGUCUUUAUUGCCUCUAGAAAUGGGUUCAAGGCAGAGAUAGUGAACCAUCCUCCAGCAGGUCUGCGAGAACCAAAUCUGAACCAAAGCAAUAUCAAGGAACCCACUGCAAUUGUCGUAGGAUUGCCAAAAUCGGGUACGACCAGCGUCUAUCAUUACUUCAAAUGCAAUGGAUUUGAGACGACGCAUUAUUGCUGUUGCAGUUCGACCGAAACCCAGUAUCCGUGUGCCAAUGGAACCUUUAUGAGCCACAAGCUGCUUCAGAAUUUGCACGAGGGCAAGUCUCUCUUGCAGGGAAUCACUGGUGCCGUUCACGCUCAAUUGGAUGGUGAACUAUUUGACAAUAACGAGCAACCCUACUUUUUGCCGCAGCAUUUUCACUUGGACAAACUUCAUGCUGCUGCGCCGAAUGCCGUUUGGGUUUUGCCCCUAAGAUCGGCCGAAAGUUGGAAACGAUCCGUUCAAGAAUGGUUGGACAUGGGAGAUCGCCUGCAAAAGACCUAUCAAUAUGCUCAUUCCAAUCCUGGCCUUGGACUAGAAGCGUCUGCGAGUGUCUUGGAGGGUGACUUUUUGGUCAACUUUUACGAUUGGCACACCAAGACUGUCAGAGAGGCUUGUACGAAGCACCAACGAUCCUGCGUGGAAGUGACAGUCGAUGAGAGUGCCGGAUCCAAACUGGAACAAGCCUUUCCAGGAACUAAAGCUUCCUGCUGGAGUCGUCAUAAUGCAGGGCCCUUCAUUCAAAUAGUGCCAUCGCCGUGA
Molecule: messenger RNA, 840 nt
Organism: Cylindrotheca closterium
Lineage: Eukaryota; Bacillariophyta; Bacillariophyceae; Bacillariales; Bacillariaceae
Source: the annotation of a GenBank genome assembly